Molecule: messenger RNA, 2880 nt
Organism: Hippoglossus stenolepis (Pacific halibut)
Lineage: Eukaryota; Metazoa; Chordata; Actinopteri; Pleuronectiformes; Pleuronectidae
Gene: dusp14
Product: dual specificity phosphatase 14
Exons: 2
Coding region: 390-1019 (209 amino acids)
Biological process (GO): protein dephosphorylation
Cellular component (GO): cytoplasm
Molecular function (GO): MAP kinase tyrosine/serine/threonine phosphatase activity
Source: RefSeq, a predicted model, not a curated record
UGCACCCAGUUGUGUUUGGAUGAAUUUGAGAAGCUUUAUCAUCGGUCCUAAUUCUCUCCUGAUGAUUAUCUAGACCGCAGGCUGCAGAGUCACUUUCAGAAACCAGUCAGACUGAAUAAAUGGAUUUGCCUUUGAUUGAGAGACGAUGCUGCCAGGAGCGGUCCCCUCCUUCCAUUCAUCUCUUUCUGUGGCGUGAGGGAGUGUCAGUCAGGAAUUCAACGUUAAUCAUGACGAGAAAUGAUCCGGUGUCGUCGAGGUUUCACUCUCAGGGCUGCCGCUCUAGUUUUUCCUGAAGGAGCUGAUCCAUCUUCCCCGACUAUGAGUCUGAGCUGCUGAGGAUUUUUCUUCUUUAAUUCUCCAUCCGUCUUGAAGUCCCACCUGAUUCCUCGAUGGGUUCCCGCAGCCAAGGCUUCUUCCACCACCACCACCACCAUCGCGGCUCCAUGGUGCCCACCGCGGUGCCGAGGCUGCUGGCUGAGAACGGCAGCCUGCUGGGGGGCAUCGCGCAAAUCACCCCCAACCUCUUCCUCAGCAGAGGGAAUGUGGCAUCCAACCGCAGCCUGCUGCUCUCCAAAGGCAUCACCUGUGUGGUCAACGCCACCAUCGAGCUCCCAAACUUCAACUGGCCUCACAUGGAGUAUGUAAAGGUCCCACUGGCGGAUAUGCCCCACUCCCCCAUCUCCUUGUAUUUCGACAGUGUGGCCGAUAAGAUCCACAGCGUGGGACGCAAGCGGGGCGCCGUGCUGGUGCACUGUGCCGCGGGGGUGAGCCGCUCAGCCUCUCUGUGCCUGGCAUACCUCAUGAAGUAUCACCGUGUGUCUCUGGCAGAGGCCCACGCCUGGGUCAAAGCCCGCCGCCCCGUCAUCAGGCCCAACGGCGGCUUCUGGCGCCAGCUCAUCGAGUACGAGAGGAAGCUGUUCGGUAGAAACUCUGUUAAGAUGGUGCAGACGCCCUACGGGGUCAUACCUGACGUGUAUGAGAGGGACCGCAGGAGCCUGGCUCCAUACUGGGGCCUGUGAGAGGAGCUGCGACCCCACGGAGAGCCAGCCUGGACUGUAGGUUCACACCGGUCAGGUGAAGUGAGACACGUGUGAGUGUAGAUCUGUGUGAAGCUUAUUUAACGAAUUAUUGGACAGAAGGAGUUUAACUGAACGCUGGUUGUUGAUGGUGCUGCUGUUCAUCCAAUCAGUCACCUCCAUUUAGUCUUUGAGUGGGUGCAAGGCCACUUCAAGCCCGGCGUCCUCUGGACCAAAGGAUCGGUUUGGGACCGAAGUUCUCAUCAGACACUAAAACAAGACGAAGCACUGGUGUGUGUUUCCAGGUCCAGGGGCGGACGUCAGCUGUGCUCCAGACUCUGCAGCUCUGACACUGAUUUGAGCUCCUUUUCCUGACGUGGUGUCGUGUGGUGGUUUUGUGCCAGUUUAAUCUUCGGUGUAAGAGCAGCAGCAGCAGCGUGCUCUGAAUUUAUGGUAGCAUUAAGAUAAGUGUACAGAAAAAACAAGUACGUAGACAAAGUGUUUAAUUGGAAUGUGCUGAUAGUGAGGUAGAACGGUUACGGCGCACUUUAACCUAAGAUUUAAAGAUGCUGUUAUAUCGACCUUUUUUAAGGGUAAAAUGUUAAAAGAUGUUUAAAGUCGAGGUUUAGGGGAAAGCUCCUGUGUACCACAGGGUCGACGGCUCCUUCCUGUGACCACACUAUGUUAUUGUAGUGCUAUUUGAUGCUGUAUUUAAAAAAAAUUAUAAAUCUGCUGCCUCAAGGGAACUGGCAGCUCUAUGAUAGAUAGAUGCUUGGGACAAUAUUGUCUAUCCCACUGUUUUUGCCUUGUGUCAAUAGGUUCCAGAAAGAUCUUUAGUGGUUCAGCGCUUUCCUGAAGUGUCACAGAGUCUGAAAAUCCUACUUCUGCUGUCGUGUGGUGGCUGAAAUGUUCACUUUGCUGCACGUUAGUUCUGAAAAUACAGAAGUACAACAUAUAGUUGUUGGAGUGAGACGAAGUGUAAAUCACAAUACAGCACUCCAUCGACAAAUAGGAUGUAUUGAUUCUUGCUUAUCAAACAUUAAUAUGUAUAUUUAAUUCUUAAAGGUAGCCCCUGGAGUUUUCUUGUAAUCAAACAAAAGUUGUGUGUUUACUGACAGUGUGAAUCCCUGUGGUCUAAUAAUCGUUUUUAUCAAUUAUUAAUCGACUCCAAACACUGAUAGAAAACUGCUCCACAGUGCAACUAAAGGUAGAAAGCACUGGGUACUUUUAACAAAAGAUGUAUUCUUACGUGUCCAUUAACGUAUCUGAAGUCAUCGUUUCAGAAGUAGAUUCAUCAGAUGGCUCCUGUCACAGAAUCACUCAUACUGUGAUUCCACCGUUAUCAUGGGCAGUGAUUGUAUCGUGUUGUCUUUGUGUUGUGAUUUACCUUCUUGAUCUGUGUCGCCAGUACACCACACUACACUAGACUACACUACACAACACACACUACACUACACCCAUUACACCACAUUACAAUACACACACUACACUAGACUACAAUGCACUGUACUACACACACUACACACACUACCCACACUACACACAGUACUAGACUACACACUCUACAAUACACCACACUACACUACACACACUACAGUAUAUCUGUGGUCGGACAUGUGACAGCAGGGAUGUUGUGUUCAAGUGCAGCAGAGUUGACAUUUUCAACACAGAGAUUGAUGAACCAAUGCUUUUCUGCCAUAAUAGAUUAAGUGUGAUAUAACAAGUUAAAUAGAAAAGAAUAAAAGUUCAGGGGUAAUUUAUUUUAGAAGGAGAAAUUAAUUUUCUUCCGGUAAUCUGUAAUCUGACAUUUCAAAUUUGUUUCAUGCCCCAAGACGAUGAUAUUAAAAUAACAAAAUUUAAAAAA